AUGGGUGUUCCAGCAUUAUUCAGAUGGCUUUCAAAAAAAUAUCCCAAAAUCAUUCAACAAGUCAUCGAGGAACGACCGAUUAUGAUAAAUGGUGUAGAAAUACCAGUUGAUACAUCAAAGCCAAAUCCAAAUAAGACGGAAUUCGAUAAUUUAUAUCUUGAUAUGAAUGGUAUUAUUCAUCCAUGUUGUCACCCAGAAGAUAAACCCACUCCUGAAACUGAAGAAGAUAUGAUUAUAGAUAUCUUUAAAUAUACCGAACGAAUUGUGGCAAUGAUACGUCCAAGAAAAGUAUUAUAUCUUGCAAUCGAUGGAGUAGCUCCUCGUGCUAAAAUGAAUCAACAACGAUCUCGUAGGUUUAGAACAGCACGAGAAGAUAAAGAAAAGGCUAAUGAAAAGACUCUAGAAAUGGUUUUUUUUAAAAAAAUAGAAUCGGGAGUACUGUUUGAUGAAGACCUAAAGAAGAAAAAAUCAUUUGAUAGCAAUUGUAUUACACCAGGUACUCCUUUCAUGGCAAAACUCGCUGCAUGCUUAAGAUAUUGGAUUGCUGAUAAAUUGAAUAAUGAUGUUGGAUGGAAAAAUUUGAAAGUGAUAUUAUCAGAUGCAAGUGUUCCUGGUGAAGGCGAACACAAAAUUAUGGAUUUUAUUCGUAGUCAACGUACAAGUCCUUAUCAUGAUCCUAAUACACAUCAUGUCAUAUAUGGAUUGGAUGCUGAUCUCAUUAUGUUAUCAUUGGCUACGCAUGAACCUCAUUUUAAAGUGUUGCGUGAAGAUGUCUUCUUUAGAGAAGGCAUAUAUAAAGGAUGCUUUAUAUGUGGUCAAAAUGAUCAUAUAGCGAAUCAAUGCACAGGAAAAGCCAAACAAAAAGUAGGAGACCAUGAUGAAAAAGGUAGAGAAGUACUACUAAAGCCCUACGUAUUUCUAGAUGUGCAGGUUCUUCGUGAAUAUCUUGAGAUAGAACUCAACAUUGGACCAUUACCUUGGCCUUACAAUUUUGAAAACUCAAUAGACGAUUGGGUAUUUAUGUGUUUCUUUGUCGGAAAUGAUUUUCUUCCGCAUUUGCCUUCUUUGGAAAUUAGAGAAGGUGCUAUUGAUACACUUAUUACCAUUUGGAAAAGGUGCUUGCCAAUAAUGGGCGGAUACAUGACUACUAAUGGAAAUGUUAAUUUAAAAAGAAUGCAACAUCUAGUUACAGAAUUAGGAAAAAUGGAAGAUGAUAUUUUUAUUCGUAGGCAAAGAAACGAAUCGAGACGAAAUCAACAAAAUAAUAAUAAUGUUCCGAAAAAACGAAAAAUAAGUCACGAUCCAAUAACAAGCUAUGCUAAUCCUGGAGGAGAAGGAAGAGGAAAUGAGGAUUAUCAACAGGCGGCAGAAAGUAUUGAUGAUUUGUUGGCUUCUGUUAAAGGUGUUAAACGAAAAGCUGAAGAAUUUGAUGAAGAAAAUGAUAAAGACAUCGUUGCGGUAAAUGAAGAAGCUGCUAUUGUAGAACUUGGAGAACCAGGUUUCAAAAAACGAUAUUAUAAAGAAAAAUUUGAUGUUGAUAUAUCAGACGAGCCAACCGAUGAAUUUCGUAAAAACGUUGUAAAGAGUUAUGUUGAAGGAUUAUGUUGGGUUUUGAAAUAUUAUUUUCAAGGUGUUCCAUCGUGGAAAUGGUAUUAUCCGUAUCAUUAUUCGCCUUUUGCAUCUGAUUUUGUUGAUAUAGGCGAUUUGGAUAUUAAUUUUGAAUUGGGUGAACCAUUUAAACCAUUUGAACAAUUGAUGGGUGUUUUACCUGCUGAAAGUAAACAACAUUUACCUUUACCUAUACAACAACUUAUGACAGAUUUAGAUAGUGAGAUUAUUGAUUUCUAUCCGUCAGAUUUUGAAAUAGAUCUUAAUGGGAAACGAUAUACUUGGCAAGGAGUUGCAUUGCUUCCAUUUAUUGAUGAAUCCAGGUUAUUAAAAGCAGCCGAAUCAGCCUAUUCUCAAUUGAGUGAAGAUGAAUUGGGGAGGAAUGCUUUAGGGUCGGAAAUAUUAUGUUUUAGUAAUAAUCAUAAAUUAUAUGAUGAAUUGUGUGUAUUAUAUUCUAAAAGAAAAUCGGAUCAAGAUCCGAAUUUUAUACCUGAAAGCACGUUUUAUUCGCCUUUACCAGAUAAAACUUUACCAGAUAUUGCAAACGAUAGAUCAUUAAGCGUAUUAUUUUAUUUACCAAAGAAAACUGAUAAAACUACUCAUAAAUCAGUUUUAUUGAAAAAUGUCAAAUUGUCACCCAGAGUUUUAGGAUGGGAAGAUCAGGAAUGGAUUAGAAAUGGCGGUGGUAGUCGUGGUAGAGGAAGAGGUAGAGGAGGAAGUUCUGGCAGUGGAAGUAAUUCUGGAGGAGGAUAUGAUAAUUAUAAUAAUUAUCAAAGAGGUGGUGGCGGUGGCGGCGGUUAUAAUGGAGGAGGAAGAAGAUAUGAUAAUUACAAUAAUUAUCAAAGAGGAGGUGGUCAUCCUCCAAAAUACUAUACUCACUUGAAAGAAGCAGAUGAAAACUAA
Molecule: messenger RNA, 2511 nt
Organism: Entrophospora candida
Lineage: Eukaryota; Fungi; Glomeromycota; Glomeromycetes; Entrophosporales; Entrophosporaceae
Source: the annotation of a GenBank genome assembly